AUGUCUGAUUGUAAUGCGAGUAACCCCCCUCCUCUCAAUUUGACUGAUGAAUGCCCGCCUCUUUUCUCAGGAAAACAACCUACAAUGUCUGACGCCAGUGUCAAUUUUUGGGUUGCAACAAAAUACACGAACUCAACCGAAACGUCUACGUCCCCUCAGGUAAAUCCUUUUCAGAUGCUGAGAUUUAGCGGUAACGAACGGCCAUCAGAACUUACCAGUAAAGAAGCAGGGGUAGUAGAUGGCGAGAACGGUGAUAAUACCAUAACCCGCACGCAUUCGCCCCGACCAACGACACCGGGGUCUUAUACUAAAAAAUCCUCACCACCAUUAUCAACGCGAACAAGACGCCAUUCCUUUAUAUCACCAGAUGAAAAACCGCCGAAAGGCACCAAUUACAUGCCACUAACACCCACCAAAGUUGUUACCACUGCAGAUGCUGCCGCUGUGCUGGCUGCCUCACUUGCACCAUUAAACUACGAUAAGAAGAUGCACCAUCAAACCCAUUCCCACAAAUACACAUCAGAUGAGAAGCCUAAAAAACAAUUGAAGCGGAGUGUCAGUUUUAACCAUUCUAACCAAUCGGUCUCCCCUCGUGUUGCUCCUUACAUUGACGUAGCCGAAGUAUUAGCCACAACUGUUUCUUUCGUUCGUGAAAAUAACAAGAAACUCGAUAGACUUUCGGACGAGGUUAGAAGUGAAGGGCUUAGUAGUGAUAACGACGCGGACUCCUACCUUAGCGAUGACAGCAUCGAUUCGUGGCCACAACAGUCUGGCGUGAAUAACCGUGAGAUUGAGAAUGAGAUCACGAUGUUGUCCGUUCAAUUGGACUCAAUGGAGCAAAAGUAUAAAGAACAGCUCAGAGGUAAGAACAAACUGAUCGAGGAACUUGAACGUGCCUUGAGAAAACGUGAGAAGGACGACAAAAAGAAAUCUCUAGAAAUCGAGCGUUUGGAAGGUCAACUUGAGGCUUCGAGGAGAGCUAUUACCGAACUGGUCGAACAACAGCAACUCGAAGCCUUCAACAGUACGUCUCGAACAGAUUCCUCGGAUCCCGAACAAUCUGAGUCUCUUAAACUCUUUGAACAAGAACUCGAGGAAAAAAAUAGGAUCAUCGAUGACCUUACCAAAAAGAUUCAGAACUCCGCAAGGCGUAUUAAUGAGUCAAAAGAAAAAGAAAAAAAGUUUGAGGCCAUAUCCAAUCAACUUUUGAAAUAUCAAACCCUCGAAUCAGAAUGGCAAGAUAAACAGAAGACCCUUGAUUCCUUGUCCUCCCAACUAGAGAUCCUCAAGAGAAGAGAGGCCGAGCUUCAUGAAAAAGAUUCACUGAUCGAAUCUCUCAACAUACGACUGGACACCUCCCAAAAAGUUAUUGCUGAAUUGAGGGAAAAACAUGCGCCACAAGAUCUAUUACGACAGCUCCGUGAGAAAGAUUACAUGAUCGACCAUCUCACACAACAAUUCGAGAACAUCGACGCCGACAUAAAAGACAGAGAUGAUGAGAUCGAGUUACUUGCCUCUAAAUUGACCACCGAGUCAAAAAAAGUGGAAAAGUUGAAAGAGCAAACUUCUCAGAUUGAUCCCUUGAAAAAGCGUCUCGAAGAAGCGGAUGACCUUGUCUACGACGUGCGCCAACAGCUGUCACAAAAAGAGAGAAUGCUCGCCGACCUCGAAAGAAAAUAUAAGGAAUCUUUGCGUAAUUCAUCGGAGAGUGUCGAGAAGUUGAAAUCACAGGAGCAAUCCGUCGUUUCCCUCCGUCAAGAAAUUUCUCAACUUAGACAAGCCAUAAAUGUUCAGGCCUCUGAAGCUCGUGAGAGGGACAGAGUCAUGGCCUCCCUUAAAGACGAGAAUGCCCAUAUGCGAUCAAAUUAUCAGAACCUUAUCAAUGCUCUUACCGAAAAAGAUCAAAAGAUUGCGCAACUUGAACAAAACAUAGAGAGUUCCCAAGGUCCCGCGAAAGCAGAUCCGCAAGAAUCAAAGGUCAAUAAGCUAACCGCCUUAAAGAAGGUUUUGGACACCAAAAUUGAGACCUGUAGAGAGUAUGAGAAGAAGAUCGGGGAUCUGGAAAAGGAAUUUGACAUCAUAAAGAAACAAUUAGAAGAGUCAAAGACCUCAAGUUCCGAGAAGGAGAUUAAAAUUGCCAGGCUAGUUAAAAUGAAUCGUCAGCUUAAGGAGGAGGUCACGGAAUUGAAGGAAAAAAUGGAGGCGAAAGAACAGGAGUUGAUCACCAUCAAAUCUCGCAUUCCGAAGCCCGCCCAGACGAAGUCUCCGGCUUCCUCUGUAAGGUCUGCCUCCAAGACUCCCAAGUCCAGAGUGUCUUCGAUGUAUAGCAUUAGUGGUGGCGAGAGUAGUGGUGACGAGACGGCUAACGGAUCCCGAGUGCGCAGGCCCGCCAGUUUAAGCGGUAUUGAGAGUCCAUUAAGAAACAAGGUUUCACUCGCCUCAUCGAGGAGACUCUCCGACAGCCCACGCGUUGCAUUGACCAGAACGAAAUCUUCGGCUUCCACGUCAUCGAUCCAAAGUUCCAGAAGCAAGACCAUAUCGCUUCCAAAAUCCAGGGUGUCCUCCACCCCUGGAACCGUCGAAGAUGUUCUCAAAAAGAAGCGCGACUCCACGAUUACCCCCAAAAAGGAACCUAGUCCGAUCAAUCGUUCCGCUGUUAGCCAGAGAAAACGUGACAUGUCUGUUUUAAAUCACAUGCUUAGCGGUGUUGCUCCGGACAGAAAGAACAGGUUGUCGACGCUCGCAGCCCAAAAGGCCACUUCCGAAAAAGGCGUGGCUAAGAAGAAGCCGACCGAUACAAUAUCUAGUGACAGCGAUCGUGAAGUGAAAAGCGGACCCACGAGUAGACGCUCCAGUGAUUUGGCCACGAUCAUGGAGAAGAGUCGACCAAAGGUGACCAGAGCAUCGGCUGACAAAAAGACCCUCGUCCCACCGGCAAGAACUUCUUUGACCAGACCCCUGCCUUCAAAAAGGUCAUCGCCAACUGCGUGA
This is a messenger RNA of Acaulospora colombiana, 2991 nucleotides long. Lineage: Eukaryota; Fungi; Glomeromycota; Glomeromycetes; Diversisporales; Acaulosporaceae. The record is from the annotation of a GenBank genome assembly.